UUCCGAGGCAACCCAAAAGCGGCGACUCCCCCAGACGCUUCGGUGAACUUGGGGAUCUCAGUCAACGCAAGGGAAGAAAGGCACUCUGAAAGAAGAGCAAGAGCAGGAAACUCUCUGUAUUUGUCUUCGUUCCUGCAAGUGAUCCUUAGAUCCCCAACGCGUCUGAUUUAUCCUAGUUGUUGGGCUUUCAGCCUCCUUUUGCCUCUUCUCAAGAUGGAGAAAAUGUUACCUGCCCAAGAAGCUGCCAAAAUCUAUCACACCAACUACGUGAGGAAUGCGAGAGCGAUAGGCGUGCUGUGGGCAAUAUUCACCAUAUGCUUUGCCAUCAUCACCGUGGUGGUCUUUAUACAGCCUUACUGGAUUGGGGACAGCGUUAACACCCCCCAAGCAGGGUACUUCGGCCUGUUCCAUUACUGUAUAGGCAACGCUCUGACCUCAGAGCUCAUCUGUAAAGGCAGCGUUUUGGACUUUGCCUCCAUCCCGUCGGGAGCUUUCAAGACAGCCAUGUUCUUCGUUGGAACGUCCAUGCUGCUGGUUGUCGGCUGCAUCGUCUGCUUCAGCCUCUUCUUCUUCUGCAACGCCGGCAGCGUCUACAAGAUCUGCGCGUGGAUGCAGCUGGCGUCUGCUGUUACCAUGGUGAUGGGCUGCAUGAUCUACCCGGACGGCUGGGACUCUCCCGAGGUGAAGCGCAUGUGUGGCGAGCGCACGGAUAAGUACACCAUCGGGAACUGCACGGUGCGCUGGGCCUACAUCCUGGCCAUCAUCAGCAUCCUGGACGCCCUCAUCCUGUCCUUCCUGGCCUUCGUCCUUGGCAACCGGCAGGACAAGUUGCUGCCUGAUGACUUCCAGGUGGAGGGCGCAGAAAAUGCCUGAGUGCCAGGGUUUGAGAGGGGGGCUUGGAAUCCGGAGAUACGUCACCACGGUGUCAUCCCUGCAGAAGCCUGAGAGGCGUUCCGUGAUGCAGGCGACACGUUCAGGUGGCUCACACCUCAGCCAUCUCAAGGGACCAACAGAGGCGCCAGCUUUACAGCUUUAUGCUUUAUUUAGUGUGCUUUCAAUGUUUUACAGAAGGGCAGCUGGUUGGACCAUAUCCCAAACUCAAUGAUAUGCGGGUGUGAAUCUGUGCCUUUCCGGCUGUAUCCAGGCUGUUAUAAAAAUGGUGGUGUUGUCCACAGCUGUUGAAGGAAACUCACUACAAUCACAGUGUUCCAUUAUAUAGAGGGAGACAUUAAGGAAGCGGCACCAUUUUGAUUGUACAUUCAUACAGUGUGUGUGUGUGUGUUGCCAUUUUCCAUUCAUAGAGUGUAUUGCUGUUUACUUCUGUGUUGCUCUAGGUGACCUGAGUGAUUCCCUACACAUCGUCGAAACGUAACUAUGUAAAUGUGUUUUAUGUGACAGAAAAUUCUUAUCAAAGAUGCCCAUUAUGGAAUUUCUUAAUACAGGCAUAUUCAAGUCCAGUGGUCUCAUCACAGUUCAAAGGAUAAUACAACAGUCAGAAAUCAUGGAAAGCUGUUAAAACUGGAAUCAAGAAAAGAAAGCUGAUAAUUUAACAGAA
Messenger RNA from Megalops cyprinoides (Indo-Pacific tarpon), 1555 nucleotides. It is a transcript of the gene lhfpl5b, whose product is annotated as LHFPL tetraspan subfamily member 5b. The record is from RefSeq and is a predicted model, not a curated record. NCBI's taxonomy places the organism in Eukaryota, Metazoa, Chordata, Actinopteri, Elopiformes, Megalopidae. The transcript has 3 exons. Gene Ontology annotation, cellular component: plasma membrane. Gene Ontology annotation, biological process: sensory perception of sound; detection of mechanical stimulus involved in sensory perception. The coding region runs from base 214 to 873 and encodes 219 amino acids.